Molecule: messenger RNA, 657 nt
Organism: Fusarium pseudograminearum CS3096
Lineage: Eukaryota; Fungi; Ascomycota; Sordariomycetes; Hypocreales; Nectriaceae
Exons: 2
Coding region: 1-657 (218 amino acids)
Source: RefSeq, a predicted model, not a curated record
AUGGACGAGAUUCGUUAUAUCAAAACGGUCUACCGCAAGAGAGGAAGUGGAUCAGGUCACAUGUAUAGCUUGAUGCGGUUCCUCGACAACACUGGAGACAAAUAUGUCUGGAGAGUCUCCAGGAACGACGAAGUUCUAAUGAUUUCGGAACGCCUGGGAGAGGAUAUGCAUAUGACUAGGCAGGAAUACGAUAUGAAGCGUGCUGUGGAGGCGUCAGGGCUGUCCGAACAUUUUGAUGCUCUGUUUUCUGCGACUGCGACGGACCCUAUUUCUAUUCCUUAUGUUAACCCGGAGAAACACCUUGAACACAAAGACUACUAUCAGCACACAAUCACAAACACAGACACAAGCACCAUCACAAACACAAACACAUCUACUUUCAACACCAAAGAAUUCAGUAUGGGUAACAAGGAGCACGUCGUUGUCGUCAUGACUCGUAAGAGCAACGAGUCUUCGUCCAACGACGGAGAGAUCAAGAAGCUUGACAAGUCAUAUGAGAAGAAGGGUGUUGUGAUCGCAAUCACACCUACGCAACUCCAGCUGGUCUUCAAGAAUGGCCCGAACAAGGCAGUUGAGGCGGAGGCCGCCCCGAACCUGUACAAGCGGAUGCACGACAAGAAGCUCAUAGGAGCUUGGAAGUUUGUAUACAAGUUGUAG